Messenger RNA from Penicillium brevicompactum, 714 nucleotides. RefSeq lists its product as uncharacterized. The record is from RefSeq and is a predicted model, not a curated record. The transcript has 2 exons. Lineage: Eukaryota; Fungi; Ascomycota; Eurotiomycetes; Eurotiales; Aspergillaceae. The coding region runs from base 1 to 714 and encodes 237 amino acids.
AUGACGAUCUGCAACUUAGCCGAAUCUGGCCUAGGUGGUUUCACUAUCAUCUUGGCGCUGUAUCUCGUCGUGUGUAGAGAUCCUAUUAAUCCUUGGAGCAAAGGAUAUAAGCUUGCGUCGCAUAUCCUCUCCACAAACACAACGAUCCUUCACGAGACCAGCCCACUGCUCUAUGGCAACAACUGCUUUGAUCUCUCGUCAUCGAGACCUAUACGUGUACCCGAAUUCCUCGAUACUAUAAGCUUGGUGAACGCUUCUAAUCUUCAUUGUAUCCGCAUCCGCUUUCCUGAAUUUCGCGACGUUGGAGAAGAGGUCAGCCUUGAGGAAGAAAGCCUGCGCACUUCAACAAAGAUCCAGGAAUACUGUACUGACCUCAAACGUAUCACAGGGACUGGUCCAAGCACAUAUUGGAUGGGGAUUCAACUAUCAGUCGAAAGACCUCCAGUUCACGAUAGGACAUUAGAUUUGGCUGAUACUAACUUCAGAGCUAUCACAUCACUGCAAGACAUUGUCAUGGAAGUUUAUGAUGAAGGCCUGAACUAUUCUAUUAUAGGGAAAAUGAAGAGUUAUGGGUGGGCACUCAGGACAGUGGAGCUCGUGGAAGAGGAGGAAUGGGACAAAGAUAGAACUUGGGAUGAAAUUGAAGAUGAUUAUUAUCUUUACAGCGACGACGACGAUGAUAAUGAUGAUGACUACGAUAUUGAACGACAGUGA